GAGGCUGUCUCGUGGUCCCAAACGUUGACAUCGGUCCAUCUUUUGACAUCGCUCUUGACUCGCCCGGCUCGCAGGCGCACGAGAUGUUCAAUAUCUAGACGAAAUUUUAGCAUUUGCCUAACAUGCAGCAGGCUACGCUUUCAGAAUUGCCUAGCGCUGCACUGCACCGUUUCCCAGGUGCACCUCGACCAGGUAUAGAUAUAGACAUUUAUGAAAAAGAUGGCUUGCAAUAUGUCAGCAGCUCGUCAAGAGCAAGCAAGGGAGCGAGCUUCCUCCUUAUCAAUGACGUCAGUGACGUAGCAGGGCGCAGCUUCCACGCGGCAUUCAAGGGACAGUGCCACAUAACAAAACCAAGUAUGCAGCUGGCUGCCGGGUUCUCCAUGGCGAGUGGUGCUCCGCUCCGCUGGCCCCCGCCCAGACGUGGCGUGCCCCGCCGUGACCAGGCACUAGGCAAGGUGAUCGGGCUACACUACUCGCUGAUUCCGCUGGUUGACAUGUUGCUGGAGAAGUACACAGCGGAGGUGGAGCGAGUCAAGGUGUCGGUCUGCGAAAUGUCAGCGGCAGCUGCGGGCUCGGAGUCCGCAGCUGCACAUGACGACCCUGGGCUUGUUCUAACUGAAGACUGGCUGGAGCCAUCGGAUGGCCUCAUGGUGUGGGUGGCGUACGCGCUGCGGGAGCUCAGCAAGGCGCCUGGAGAGCCACCUUCCAUCCAGACGACCGCCUGGCUGCUACUGGCGUCCAUCUGUGCAGCCGACAUGACCUUUGACGAGCUCCUGUCGGAGCCGGACCUGGCGGCCUGGGCGCUGGCGGCCAUGGAACGGUACGAGCCCCCAGAGGGUGACCCCCUGGCCGAGUCGGACUGCUGGCACGUGGAACUGCAGCUGCGCCAGGCGCUCACCGCCGCCGAUCCUUCUUGUCCAGUCAAAGAGCUUGCAUCACACAGGACCUUGGACAGCUGCACCUGAGCGACUAUCCGCCGAGACUGCUGGUCGGAGCACACAUCCCGCGUGUGCAGGCAGACCAGCUCAUGCUGGACGCGGUGACGGAGAGCCUGAAGGGUUCACGCGAUUGGACGGCGUUGCACCCCAGGGUGCAGGCCAUCUACGCCUGCGGAUUGGCGUGCGUGGUGGUGGAGGUGGACGCGGGCCCCCUGAACCGCAUCAGCCAGCCACCGCCCCUCUGUCUCAGGCUGGACACCACUGGUGGCUGCUCGGCUGCACAGGAGGAGGACGUGGACGCGGACGGUUGGUUUGUGUUCACAGACGCCCUUCAAGACGACGCGGCCUGCAUUGAAGCCGGCUGUGACGGAGCACUCGCAGUGGGGAAGCCAUGGGGCGUUUGCAGCAGCGGGGAACACGAACUGCACAUCGCCAUCCCCCCGCUGGACGUGGACGCCGUGUUUGGGGCGCUGCCCACCCGGUGCAAGGCCGAGGUCAGGCGUGAGAAGCGUCGGUGCAAAAACCGGUCCUCCUGGACCAACCCCGAGUGCUGCUACUGUCAUCUGGACACAGACCGGUUCCCCGAUUGGACUGCUUAGCCUAGGGCUUCAGGCCAACCAGGCCAACCAGUACGUGGCUCGGGACAAGGCUAGCGCUGUUGCGAUUGCAAUUUGCCGCGUCAGUUACAUCAGUUGUGUGUUUCACUGCCAGCAUGGGUAAGCAAGCCACCCUCACCAACAGGGGAGUGUUGUGUAAGAAGCGUGGAAGAGGUGUUAUCGGGAGGUAUGUGAUUGUGUGCGUGGAAGGCUGUAAAGAGGCAUGGGAAGGAAUUUGAUGCGGUAUGGAAGCCGUUUACAGGGAUAGUAGGAGGGGUUGGGAAGUUCAUCGGUUAGGUUAGGG
This is a messenger RNA of Astrephomene gubernaculifera, 1838 nucleotides long. NCBI's taxonomy places the organism in Eukaryota, Viridiplantae, Chlorophyta, Chlorophyceae, Chlamydomonadales, Astrephomenaceae. The record is from the annotation of a GenBank genome assembly.